UGCGCAUUUGAGUUGUCGCCCGGCGAGGAGGGGAUAUAUCUGCCGGUGCGCCCUCGGGUCGAUCUUCAUCGCAGCUUCCCUUUUCCAUUUUAUUUUGCCCUGCAUUUGCAAUUGCGUAACCACACUCGCUAGCACAUUCGCUCGUUUGCAACCAUAGUCAUGAAGACCAGUACCGUCUGGGCAUCCCUAGCCCUCGCCCACGCACCCACGGUCCUCUCCCAAGGCCUGCGACAGGCAACUGGCGGCCCCGCGCCCACCCUCACAUCCACAAGCACCGCCCCAACCGCAUCCUCAACAUGCACCGCAAACCUCGUGACCACCCUCUGCGACUACCCCUCCCCUGAGCCCGGCACCGCCGUCGCUAGUUCCGGGAAAGCGAACUGCUGGGAAUACUGCAACGCGCACCCGCCCUGCGACUUCGUCAUCUUCGCCGCGGGCAACCCGUAUACCGGCACCGGCACGUGCUGGCUGUAUCCCGGCGAGAAAUUCGAUGAGACCAAGGGAGAGACGGGGUGCGAUUACCUCUCUGUGUUCGACAAGCCCACCUGCGCAGGUGACGCUGCGACCCCGACGUCCGGCGCCUGCGAAGCUACCGCGUCGCCCUCCGCCAUUGCCGAAGUUUGCGGGUACCCCGAGCCAGAUGAUAAGUGCUGGUCCACCUGCGCCGCGAGUUCGGGCGCCGUGGACUGUCUGAGCCAGUGCGCCGAGGACGACUGCGCGUUUGCGAUCUUCUAUACGGGUGAGGGUGGCGGGAGCCAGUAUGGUUCGGGCACGUGCUGGAAGUACCCGAAUGGGACGUACGACGCGAGCAAGGCGGGGACAUGUGCGGGGAGGACGGAGCAGUAUGUGUACGAGAACAAGUGUCCUAAGAAGGAGGCGGCUUCGUCGUCGUCUGCAUCGUCGGCGCCUUCGGCUUCUGCAUCGGAGAGCGGGAAGGCCAAGGAGACAGGAGCGGCGGGUGGGGAUGAUGCAAAGGCCGCAGAGGCGAAGCAGGGGCAGAAUGGUACGGGUGAGGGGUCGGCUGCUGCGGGCGUGACCUUUAGCGGGAUGCUGGCUGCGGGCGUGGUUGGCUUGAUGUGGUGGGGUUUGUAACGACAUGCUAGAACGCAAGAUAUAGACGCCAUCCUAAUACAUAAUGUUAAUUUGGAGUCCAU
Molecule: messenger RNA, 1154 nt
Organism: Paraphaeosphaeria sporulosa
Lineage: Eukaryota; Fungi; Ascomycota; Dothideomycetes; Pleosporales; Didymosphaeriaceae
Exons: 1
Coding region: 160-1092 (310 amino acids)
Source: RefSeq, a predicted model, not a curated record